Messenger RNA from Carlito syrichta (Philippine tarsier), 2380 nucleotides. RefSeq names its product fyn related Src family tyrosine kinase (gene FRK). Gene Ontology annotation, biological process: cell surface receptor protein tyrosine kinase signaling pathway; cell differentiation; innate immune response. The record is from RefSeq and is a predicted model, not a curated record. The coding region runs from base 1 to 1491 and encodes 496 amino acids. Gene Ontology annotation, cellular component: extrinsic component of cytoplasmic side of plasma membrane. NCBI's taxonomy places the organism in Eukaryota, Metazoa, Chordata, Mammalia, Primates, Tarsiidae. Gene Ontology annotation, molecular function: non-membrane spanning protein tyrosine kinase activity; signaling receptor binding; ATP binding. The transcript has 8 exons.
AUGGGCAGCAUCUGCCUCAGGCUCCGGAAGUACUUGGAGCCCUAUCUCCCUUGCCUGUCCCAGGCAGCCACGAGGACUGCUUCUCAGCCAGAGAGAAGUCAUGGCCACUAUGUUGUGGCUCUGUUUGACUACCAGGCUCGGACCACGGAGGACCUGAGCUUCCACGCUGGCGACAGACUGCAAGUACUGGACACGUCCCAUGAGGGUUGGUGGCUGGCCAGACACUUGGAGAAGAGGGGAGAUGGCCCCAGCCUGCAGCUGCAGGGCUACAUUCCUUCCAACUAUGUGGCCGAGGACAACAGUCUACAGGCAGAGCCGUGGUUCUUUGGAGCAACCAAGAGAGCAGAUGCAGAAAAACAACUAUUGUAUUCAGAAAACCAGACGGGUGCCUUUUUAAUCAGAGAAAGUGAAAGCCACAAAGGAGAUUUAGCUAUUUCAGUUUUAGAUGGAGGAGUUGUAAAACACUACAGGAUCAGACGAUUGGAUGAAGGGGGCUUUUUUCUUACCCGGAGAAGAACCUUUUCGACAUUGAGCGAACUUGUAAGCCACUACACCAAGACUAGUGAUGGCUUGUGUGUCAAGCUGGGAAAACCAUGCUUAAAGAUCCAGGUCCCAGCUCCUUUCGAUUUGUCCUACAAAACUGUGGACCAGUGGGAGAUAGAUCGCAACUCCGUGCAGCUUCUGAAGCGCCUGGGGUCCGGCCAGUUUGGCGAGGUGUGGGAAGGCUUGUGGAACAACACCACCCCGGUGGCAGUGAAAACACUGAAGCCAGGUUCAAUGGAUCCAAAUGACUUCCUGAGGGAGGCACAGAUAAUGAAGAGCCUAAGACAUCCAAAGCUUAUCCAGCUUUAUGCUGUUUGCACUUUAGAAGAUCCAAUUUAUAUUAUUACAGAGUUGAUGAGACAUGGAAGUCUGCAAGAAUAUCUCCAAAAUGACGCUGGGUCCAAAGUCCAUCUGACUCAACAGGUAGAUAUGGCCGCACAGGUUGCCUCAGGAAUGGCCUAUCUGGAGUCCCAGAACUACAUCCACAGGGAUCUGGCUGCCAGAAAUGUCCUCGUUGGUGAACAUAAUAUCUACAAAGUGGCAGAUUUUGGACUUGCAAGAGUUUUUAAGGUGGAUAAUGAAGACAUCUAUGAGCCUAAACAUGAAAUAAAGCUGCCAGUGAAGUGGACGGCGCCUGAAGCCAUUCGCACUAAUAAAUUCAGCAUUAAGUCCGACGUGUGGUCAUUUGGAAUCCUUCUUUAUGAAAUCAUUACUUAUGGCAGAACGCCCUACAGUGGUAUGACAGGUGCUCAGGUAAUCCAGAGGUUGGGUCAAAACUAUCGACUCUCGCAGCCAUCUAAUUGUCCACAGAAAUUCUACAGCAUCAUGUUGGAGUGCUGGAGUGAAAAGCCCGAGGACCGACCCCAGUUCAAGACACUGAACUUGAAACUGGAGGACUAUUUUGAAACAGACUCCAUAUAUUCAGAUGCAGAUUGUUUCGUUAGAUGAAUACUGAAGGAAAACAUCAGAUAAUGAAGUAACAACAACAGCAAAAAAGGAAUAACCAGUCCAGAAAUACAAUCUUAUCAAACCAAUGACAAAAUCAGUUUAUCCUUGGCACAUUCAGGUGAUAGGGUACUUUUAGCCAUGUAUUAUAAAAAAAGAUUAUGUGUGCAUUUUAUUGACUGGGCAGCACUGCAAGACAGGCUAAGAUGAUAUAUUAUUUUCUCACUGCCUAGUAAGAUUAAGCACACUAAACAAAGUUAUUUUUCUUUUUAAGAGAUACUUACAUUUCUAUUUAUUGUUUGAAAUGCUGAUCAAGAGAAUCAACAGAUGAUAGUCAAUUUUUACUCAGUGACUGUUGUGGUAUCUUCCUGUUUACUGAUUAGACUGGUUAUUCAUUCUUCCUUGGAUUGCUGAAUUCCAUCAGACUGUUAUUAUGAAGGAAUUUGAUUGCUUUGCUGCACAGCAGGACCUGUGCUUUGAGAUUUUUUUUUUCUCUUUUAAAAGAUCCUGUAACUACAAUGAUGGUAAAGCCUUGUUAAAUGACUUGAUUGUUCUUGGAGUAAUUGCACAUAUUUUUUCCUAUGCAUAAAAAAAUGAAGCAGCUGUUGAGAAAAUGAAUUAAAAUCUUUCUCAUUUUACAGAAGGAAAUGAUGGAUUUUUUUCUAUACCUCAGUAUGUGUCAUCUGAGAAUCAUCGACAUUAGUUUUAAUCUCUUAAUGUUGAGAAUCAGCUUGCAAAGCUGAUGAGUUAUUAUCCACAGAAAUAUGUGAGAAACAUCUAAUAACCCACAGAGUCUGAAACCAGAUAUCAAAAUAGUUAAGGAAAAUUAGAGGAGGGCAGUAGGAUUGCUAUAGCCUAAGGACCUCUGAGCAAUUUUUAAAAAAGGAAAAGA